Leishmania mexicana MHOM/GT/2001/U1103 is the source of this 588-nucleotide messenger RNA. RefSeq lists its product as hypothetical. Lineage: Eukaryota; Euglenozoa; Kinetoplastea; Trypanosomatida; Trypanosomatidae. The record is from RefSeq and is a predicted model, not a curated record. The transcript has a single exon. Bases 1 to 588 code for a protein of 195 amino acids.
AUGCUGCGGCUUACUCAGGCGCUGCUGCGUGUGCAGUCGCAUCAGAAGAAACGCGCGCAGCACCCUAAUGCGGGUACGCGUUACGGCCGCGUGUACAACCGCGGCUUUGUGCGUUACGGCUUCGGUGGCUUUGGCAUGUCUGUCUACACCCCCAAGAAGGACCGCACCUUCAAGGUGAUGCCGGUCUCCCCUCCACCACCAGCCACCACUGCCGUGGAGCAGCGAGACGACCUCGCCGACAACCGCAGCCUUUCCACAACGACGCGCACGUUGUCUCCAACAUUUCGCAUGUUUGCUCUCGAGGACGGUGGCGUCUUCGUGUCGCACCCAUCGCACGCGCAGAUUAUGCGGUGGAAUCAACGUGUGCACACUGAGGAGGGCAAGGCAGCGAACAGCACUGUCAUGGAUGAAUAUGUCAACUCGCGCAUUCAGGCCAUCAUCGCCGACAACACGAUCGAAAACACGUCCCUUAGUCAGUGGCGCAAGGCGCAUAUGUGGAACGUUAUCAAGUCUCACGGAAAGCUGCAGCGUCGCUGGGGCAUGCCGGACUUCGUCACGGGUGCCCGCUCGACCUUGUACAACAACUGA